This is a messenger RNA of Penicillium maclennaniae, 1203 nucleotides long. Its product is annotated as putative PP-loop ATPase superfamily protein. Lineage: Eukaryota; Fungi; Ascomycota; Eurotiomycetes; Eurotiales; Aspergillaceae. Gene Ontology annotation, molecular function: tRNA binding. The coding region runs from base 1 to 1203 and encodes 400 amino acids. Gene Ontology annotation, cellular component: mitochondrion; cytosolic tRNA wobble base thiouridylase complex. Gene Ontology annotation, biological process: tRNA wobble position uridine thiolation. The transcript is spliced from 2 exons. The record is from RefSeq and is a predicted model, not a curated record.
AUGGCCCCGACCCUGUGUUUCAACUGCAAGGAGGCCCGGGCGCUCAUUAUCCGGCCUAAGAACCGACACAAGCUGUGCCGCGCUUGCUUCCUCGAGGUUUUUGAAACCGAAGUCCACGAAACCAUCACGGCCUCCAACCUCUUCUACCCCGGCGAGCGCGUGGCGAUCGGCGCCAGCGGCGGCAAAGACAGCACCGUUCUCGCCGCUGUCCUCAAAACACUUAACGAGCGAUAUGGAUACGGGCUGGAUCUGUGUCUGCUCUCGAUCGACGAGGGUAUCCGCGGAUACCGCGACGACAGUUUGGAGACAGUCAAGCGCAAUGCAAAGCAAUACGACAUGCCGCUCAUGAUUGUGGGAUACGGGGAGCUCUACGGUUGGACGAUGGAUCAAGUCGUGGAACAGAUUGGCAAGAAGGGUAAUUGUACCUACUGCGGUGUGUUUCGACGACAGGCGCUCGAUCGAGGUGCGGCGCGCUUGGAGAUCAAGCACGUUGUCACCGGACAUAAUGCGGAUGAUGUCGCUGAGACGGUGAUGAUGAAUUUGCUUCGGGGUGACUUGCCUCGACUUUCGCGUGGCACAAGUAUCGUGACCGCGUCCGGCGCGUCGGAUAUCAAGCGCAGUAAGCCGCUCAAGUACGCCUACGAGAAGGAAAUUGUGCUCUACGCCCACCAUCGUCAGCUCGAUUACUUCAGCACAGAAUGUAUCUACUCGCCUGAGGCAUUCCGUGGCAGCGCCCGUACCCUGAUCAAAGAUCUAGAGAAGAUUCGUCCCAGUUCGAUUCUGGAUAUUGUCAAGAGUGGCGAGGACAUGGCAGCGCUUGUGCCUGGUGAAGCAAACACAAAUGGCAAGAUGUGCCGGUCAAAGGCGACAGCAGACGAUGAGGCGGAGGCCGGUGGCUGUGGAAGUCAAAAUGGUCGAUCCAGCGGAGUGCGGAAUCGCGAGAGACGGGAAAUACAAUUGCCCCAGCAGCCCAAACCUGUCAUUGCGAAGACCCAGAAGCCUAUCAAGAAACAGGUCAUGGGUCAUUGUGAACGCUGUGGCUACAUUUCGAGUCAGCGUGUGUGCAAGGCGUGCACUCUUCUGGACGGCCUCAACCGUAAUCGACCCAAGACUGCUAUCGAAGUCAGUGUAAGCAUGGACGAUGAAGAGAUCAGCUCGACUUUGGCGAGACAAAUGGAACAUUCUCAGUUGACUAACAGCUGA